Dunckerocampus dactyliophorus (ringed pipefish) is the source of this 3900-nucleotide messenger RNA. It is a transcript of the gene eif2b1, whose product is annotated as eukaryotic translation initiation factor 2B, subunit 1 alpha. Gene Ontology annotation, biological process: translational initiation. Gene Ontology annotation, cellular component: eukaryotic translation initiation factor 2B complex. Gene Ontology annotation, molecular function: guanyl-nucleotide exchange factor activity; translation initiation factor activity. The transcript has 9 exons. The record is from RefSeq and is a predicted model, not a curated record. Lineage: Eukaryota; Metazoa; Chordata; Actinopteri; Syngnathiformes; Syngnathidae. Bases 251 to 1159 code for a protein of 302 amino acids.
ACUGCCUGAUGACGACAUCUUUCUGCGACUGUCAACACGCACGCAGCGUAGCUAACCUCAACUUUUCGUACCGCAUUUGUAUAGUUUUUAUGUUUAACUAGGAGGUAACAGUUAAACCGUUUACUGUGAAUCGAUAAUAAUAUUUUUAGAAGAGUUAGCGAGAAGGCGGAGUGACUCCAUAUCAUUUACAACUAUCUUAUCCUUCCUUAUCCUUUUCUCGCUUUUGCCCUGAAAAGUGUCUCCUGUCAGCAUGAAUGAAGAAGAGCUGGUGGAGAACUUCCGGGCUCAGAUGAGGAAAGAUCCAGACGUGGCGUCCGCCGUGGCUGCCAUCCGCACCCUGCUGGAGUUCCUCAAGAGAGACCAAGGUGAGACCCUGCUGGGCCUAAGAGAGAGUCUGACGUGGGCCACGGACCGCCUGACCGGCGUGGACUCGUCGGUGGCCGUGUCGUCCGGCGGCGAACUCUUCCUGCGCUUCAUCAGCCUCACGUCGCUGGAGCACCAGGAUCUGUCCCGCUGCAAGAAGGUGAUGGAGGAGCGAGGCGAGCUGUUCUUAGAGAAGAUCUCCAUGUCCAGAAGCAAAGUAGCCAAGCUGUGUCACACCUUCAUCAAAGACGGCGCAAAGAUCCUGACGCAUUCCUACUCCAGGGUGGUCCUCCGCGUGCUGCAAAAGGCGGCAAGCGAGAACAAGCGCUUCUCCGUCUUCGUCACAGAGUCGCAGCCCGACGGCGCCGGGCGACAGAUGGCAGAAGACCUGAGGAAGCUCAACGUUCCCGCGACGGUCGUCCUGGAUGCAGCUGUCGGCUACAUCCUGGAGAAGGUGGAUCAAGUCAUCGUGGGUGCCGAGGGCGUGGUGGAGAGCGGCGGGAUCAUCAACAAGAUCGGCACCUACCAGACGGCGGUGUGCGCCAAAGCUCACAACAAACCUUUCUACGUGGUGGCCGAGAGCUUCAAGUUUGUGCGACUCUACCCGCUCAACCAACAGGACGUGCCCGAUAAGUUCAAGUACAAAGCGGACACGUUGAAGCAACUUCCCAACCUGUCCGAGGAACACCCGCUGGUGGACUACACGCCCCCCUCCCUCAUCACCCUCCUCUUCACCGACCUGGGCGUCCUCACGCCGUCGGCCGUCAGCGAUGAGCUCAUCAAGCUUUAUUUAUAAACGUGUGACUGACGGCGGGCUCAUUAAACGUUGAAAGAUGGAAAAGAGGCGUGAGACUUUUCAUGAUCCCGCUCAGUCGCGUCCUCGCGUGAUCGCCUUCUCAAAGUCCUCCUCGCAGAUUUGACCCUUCUUCAGCCUCUUCAGGAGGCGAGUGUCGUUGAGAAGCUCCUGCACGUCGUCCUCGUCCACAUCGGAGCACUGAGGACAAGAAGCAACGCGUUGAAGAUGUUUGUUGUGCUUGUUGGGUUUGAUGGGGCGGUACCUGCUCAUGCUUCCUUUUGGCAGCAUUCUUCUUCCUGCGCUCCUUCUUGGCUUUCUGCUUGGACCAGGCUUGGUUCCUCUGAGGCUUCUUCUUGGGCUCCAUCGUCUCUCGCUUCUCCUUGAGCUCCACAAGCAUCUUCUGCCGCUGUCUCUCCCUGUGCUUGUCCUUGUAGCGGAUGGUCUCCGUGUCCACCGCCACCUCCUGGAAGUCGGGGAAGGUUUUCCCGCGGAGCUCCGGCAUCUUUGGCAGGCGGAGGAGAGCGAAGCCGCGAGCCACCGAGGCAAAGUCCAGAUCUAGGAAAAACGGAGCAGAACCUUCAGGUGUCCCGUUUCGACUGCCAUGGUGCAGAACAUGCGGUGUUUCACCUUUCACCCUGAAGAUGAGGCUGCACUCGUGCUUGCCGUACGCCUGCACGUACGACACGAAGGCCCUCAUGCUCUUGUCAAACAGGGCGCGAUCCGCCAACGCCAUGGCCUUCACUUUGGGCAGCACGUCCACCACGUCGCUGACGGGCGACAUCUUCUGCAGCGGACACUGACCACACGACGCAAGAUAAGCUUCCCUCUACCUUCAUUCAAAACCAAUAGGACUCUUGCUACUCACUUUCUGGUUGAUGGACAGGAAGUUGACGUACGACUCCUCCAUGGGCAGCAGGAACACCAGAGCGUUGCCUCGGUUACCAAUCCUCGCCGUGCGUCCGCAUCGGUGGACGAACGCGCUGGGAGACAAUGGAGAUGCGGCGAUGAAGCUAACAUGCUAAAUUAGCAUCUUUCAUGGUGUCAACAGACAUGUCGACUUCAUUCAGUCUAAACCAGGGGUGUCCAAAGUGUCGCCCGGUGGCCGUUUGGGGCCCGUGGCUGAUUUUUAUUGGCUCUCUGCACAUUUUAAAAGUACAAUUAAACAAGAAAACUAAAAAGACAAAAAUAGAAAAACAGCAGUAACUUUACAGAAUAAAGUUGAAAUAUUAGAAUUAAAGUCAUAACAUUUUAAAAAAUUGUAACAUUACAACAAAAAACGUAUAACAUAUAAAAAGUAUAACGUUGUAAAGCUAUGGGGGGAAAGAAACAAUGAAUAAAGUUGCAAUUACGUUAAUGAAGUCAAUAUUAUGGGAAUAAAGUAAAAAAUUGAAAUAAUAAAAAAAAUGGAAAACAACAGCAAAAAUGGAAAACCGAGCACUGGAAAAAAAAGUCAAGUGUAACACAAAGGUGUUUUUUCUUUAAAUAGAUCUACACAGGUUGGCUUACAAAAUGCAAAAUAUCAACGAGGCCCCCUGUCCUCUUUCAUUUUUGGUGGAAGACGUUUGAACACCCCUGCUCUAAAUGAACUCUCUUGGAUUGUUACUAGACCGACCACCGUGUCAGCAGGUAAUUACCUCCCAUCUGUCAAAAUCACAGCCUUAGUUAUGUUUAAAAAUGACACACAAGCCUUAAAUCGAGCAUUCAAAUGUCUUAAGUCCACAGAACAUGAAACGUUUCCAUACUUUCGGUGUAAAGAAUUUGAUUUCAUUAGUGCUUUGCCUUUUAGCUUAACGGGCGGAACCAUCAAUCACUGUGUUGUUUCAGGGGACGGCAAAAAGGUCUUUAAUUUGGCUUCCUUAAAUCUGCAAAAACCUAAUAAAGUAUUUCUCUAUCAGAGAGGAGAAAUAUGAACCCACAGCAUUUCCGUGUGUGGAAUUAAACUAUGGAAUGGAUUGAGUAAGGAACUCAAACAAAGUACAGAGAUGAGCAAAUUCAAAAAACAAUACAAGCAGUUGGUGUUUGCUAAAUACAAGGCAGAAGAGUCCUGAUCAUCACAAUGAUGUUCUGUCAGGUUCGUUUUUUUUGUUUAUAAAAAAAUGUUUAUAAAAAAAGUUUUGUUCUUUAUUCAUAUUUAUUAUAAGCAUUUAUUUAUUUAUCUAUUAUUAUUAGUAGUAGUAGUAUUACUAUUAUUAAUGUAUUAUUAUUUUUUUUCCUUUGGGAGGGGUGUCUUACCGUUAUCUAUUAUGUAUUAUCCUGACUAUUACAGAAAACAUGACAGGGAAUGCAGGAAGUGAACUACAUGUACUGUACUAGAUGUAGAAUAGAUGGGGGGUAGGAUUAAAUAAGCUUUGCUUCUUCCUACUCCUUUUGGACAUGUGGAACUGUGAAAAAAUGAUUCAUGAGAUGUAUUCCAUUGUAACCUUCAUGUUCAAAUAAACUAAACCAAAACGUGCUCAGAUUUGCUUCGCUGCAGAGAAAAAAAACGUCCUGUUCUACUGCUCACAGCCACUAGGGGGCACAGUUGUACUGUAGUUCAGUGGUUCCCACUUUUUACAGUGGCGUAGCCCUCAGACAUUUGAAGCCAUGCACCUCCUACUGCUGCACAUUAAAAAACAUUUUUACCAACCAUUUUUACAUUUCAUUAAAUUGAAAUAUUUAACAUGAUUAAUUUGUUCAUUAAUUUUAUAGGAAGUCAUUCUGGUUCAAAAAUGUGUUACAGAUUUUGGUAAAAGUUUGACAUG